UCGGACAUGGUCCCACUCUGUCGCCCAGGCUGAAGUGCAGUGUGGUGAUCCUACCUCCCUGCAGGGUGGAAUUGCUGGGCACCAGUGAUCCUACUACCUCAACCUCCUGAGUAGCUAGUACUACAGAGGCACCACCGUGCCUGGUUAAUUUUUCAACAAUUUUUUUGUAGCUACGGGGUCUUACUAUGUUGCCCAGGCUGGCCUGGAACUCCUGGCCUCAAGCAAUCCUUCCAUCUCAGCCUCCCAAAACGCUGGGAUUACAGGCAUAAGCCACCACGCCCAGCAAGUUUAAGUUUUAAAUGUGCAAAAUAUUUAGGGGUAUAUAUCUCUCCAUGAAUGGUGAAAGAGAAGAGAAUAUUUCUUAAUAAAUUAAUUCCUGGGAAUUACACUAUAAUUGAUACCUACAGCGAUUUAAAGUUACUUCACUGUAGCUAUUACUACAUGCAGAAGAUUUGGAUUUUACGCUUGCUACUUCCUCACUCUUGAGUAAAUUAUCCUUUCUAUGCCUCAGUUUCCUCAUCUGAAAAAUAGGCAUUAUAGUAAUAUAUAUAUGUCAUUAGGCUGUUCUGAGGAAUGUGAUAAUAAUACACGUAAAAUGCAGUUUCUGGCACACUGUAAAUGUAACAAACGUUUGGCUGUUAUUACUGGCGUUUCUCAGACGGUUAUUAUUUUUUACAUGUGAGUAGAUUAAUUCAGAGUAUUUUUUCAGGAAACAAACACUUGAAUACCUAUUUGUCCAAGGCGCCGGGGUUACAGGGAAUUCACUAAAUAAAGCCUCUGGUCUUACAUUGUACAGAGGGCGCUGAAGAGACGAGAAACAGGUUAAACAAAGAAAAAGACGGUAAGUUCGGACACAACCACUGCCAUAUUUAGAGUAAUGUAUACCAGCCCUGCGCGCCAGAAUUCUUUCCCUCGAGGCUGCCCCAGGAAUCCCUUUGGCCUCUGCCGUUGGACGUCAUAGAAUGCGCGACCAAUCGCGGUCGGCUCCCGGAACUUCACUCUUCUCUCUCUUCCUGCAAACUUGACACGCCAUUUGUUUCUACGUCUGACAUCCCCCUCUCUUCUCUGGUCCCUGGGAGAUUUUUGCAAGCAAGGCCAGACCCCAACGCCUGAUCCAGCACCGAGAGAAAGAGCCCGACGUGCGGCGCACUCGAGUGACGACACACUCGAGUCUCCGCCAGAGUACGUCAUUUCCGGAACGCUUUCUUCGCGGGGCUUUGUGGGUAGCCGACCGGGGUCUCCUGGCGACGACGAUGGCGGGGGAUGUGGGCGGUCGCAGCUGCACGGACUCGGAACUGCUGCUGCACCCCGAGCUGCUGUCCCAGGAGUUCCUUCUCCUUACUCUGGAGCAGAAGAACAUAGCUGUUGAAACUGAUGCAAAAAUAAACAAAGACAGUCUUACCGACCUUUAUGUCCAGCACGCAAUACCAUUGCCUCAGAGGGAUUUGCCGAAGAAUAGAUGGGGGAAAAUGAUGGAAAAGAAAAGAGAACACCAUGAGAUUAAAAAUGAGACUAAAAGGAGUAGCGCUGUAGACGGGUUAAGGAAAAGACCCCUCAUUGUAUUUGAUGGAAGUUCAACAAGUACAAGCAUAAAAGUGAAAAAGACAGAGAAUGGAGAUAAUGAUCAACUCAAGCCUCCCCCUCAGGCAAGCUUUACCAAUAAUGCCUUUAGAAAAUUAUCAAAUUCCUCUUCGAGUGUUUCACCCCUAAUUUUGUCUUCCAAUUUGCCUAUGAACAAUAAAACGGAACACAAUAAUAAUGACACUAAACAGAACCAUGACUUAACGCAUAGGAAAAGUCCUUCAGGCUCUGUGAAGUCGCCACCAUUGUCCCCUGUUGGAACUACUCCAGUGAAGUUAAAGCGAGCUGCUCCUAAAGAAGAAGCAGAGGCCAUCAAUAACCUGAAGCCCCCACAAGCAAAAAGGAAAAUACAACAUGUUACUUGGCCCUGAAGGAAAGUUUCCGAAAAUGUAAAUAUGCUGUAACUGUAGUUUUUCAAAUAUGUUCAUAUAUAUUGACAGUAUUUACAGAAAUCCUGUUUAUUGUGGAAUUUUCUUAAGAGGUUUCAAAUAGGUUUAAAAAAAUGAAGGAUUUAUUUUCCUUUCCUUCUUCCCUCCCUCCCUCCCUUUCUUUUUUAAAAUUCUUGCCUGUCUUGCCCUGAUUAGAAAGAAUAUCUUUUAAACCAAUGGCUUAGUUUAUGUCAUUUAUAUUGACCCUGGUCAAAUCAUUAGCUACAAGCCUACUAUAAAGCAUCCAGUGAAUUGGCUGGGCACGGUGGCUCACACCUAUAAUCCCAGCACUUUGGGAGGCCGAGGCGGGGAGAUCACCUGAAGUCUGGAGUUCCAGACCAGCCUGACCAACCUGGAGAAACGCCAUCUCCACUAAAAAACACAAAAUUAGUCGGGUUCGGUGGCGCAUGCCUGUAAUCCCAGCUACUCAGGAGGCUGAGGGAGGAGAAUCGCUUGAACCCAGGAGGCGGAGGUUGUAGUGAGCCAAGACCAUGCCAUUGCACUCCAGCCUGAGCAACAAGAGUGAAACUCUGUCUUCAAAAAGAAAAGCAUCCAGUGAAUUUUAGGAGUUAUUCUCAUUAGCCUUGUUCAGAGUCUUGGGGGAAAUUUGAGAUUUUUUUUUUAAAACUCAAGUAUUUUGCUAGUUUGCCAUUUUUAUUUCUUU
Messenger RNA from Sapajus apella (tufted capuchin), 2673 nucleotides. RefSeq names its product chromosome unknown C2orf49 homolog (gene TSLIG2). Gene Ontology annotation, biological process: embryonic morphogenesis. The record is from RefSeq and is a predicted model, not a curated record. Bases 1254 to 1952 code for a protein of 232 amino acids. NCBI's taxonomy places the organism in Eukaryota, Metazoa, Chordata, Mammalia, Primates, Cebidae. Gene Ontology annotation, cellular component: tRNA-splicing ligase complex. The transcript is spliced from 4 exons.